UGUUUGAUAAUUGUGCAGGAAUUUCACAUACACGGGGAAGAAUGUCCGCGUGCCAGGGAGUCUGAUUGGAGCUGCUAUUAGGAAGUACUGGCCGGGGAUGUACACUCCGGUCCUUGGGGGCGAGUCCAAGCUAGCCUACACUUGGGAAGACUUUGAGAUAGCGCCUUACCCUGGCUUUACUUCCGCCGCCGACGCCGUGAUCAAGAAGUUUUGGCGCAAUUAUAGGGUGGCGACUGAGCAUAAGGAGAGGGCGGACGUGGUGCUCCGUAACAUGUGUCGGAAGUUGACACGGCAGCAGUGGUACAACCAGAGGAUCACGUGCAUCGGCCACUUCUAUGCUGAGCAGGGCGUAAGGUACACAAAGCCUGAGAUUGUGCAGGGACUCGCCCCGGCUAUGACGAUAGAUGACUUCAUGUCGGUAAGUAAUUGUCAAUGCGAUUCUAUGUACCGCGGCUAACUUGCAACUAUA
This is a messenger RNA of Lolium perenne, 469 nucleotides long. RefSeq lists its product as uncharacterized. NCBI's taxonomy places the organism in Eukaryota, Viridiplantae, Streptophyta, Magnoliopsida, Poales, Poaceae. The record is from RefSeq and is a predicted model, not a curated record. Gene Ontology annotation, biological process: transposition.